This is a messenger RNA of Penicillium oxalicum, 1011 nucleotides long. RefSeq names its product isopenicillin N synthase family dioxygenase. The coding region runs from base 1 to 1011 and encodes 336 amino acids. The record is from RefSeq and is a predicted model, not a curated record. Gene Ontology annotation, molecular function: dioxygenase activity. NCBI's taxonomy places the organism in Eukaryota, Fungi, Ascomycota, Eurotiomycetes, Eurotiales, Aspergillaceae. The transcript has 6 exons.
AUGCUUCCAUCCAGCAACCAAUCUCAGCUUGCAGAGUGUGCGGCAAUCCCAGUCAUCGAUCUUUCGGCUUUGGAUAGCUCGUGUCCAGAGGAGCGUCAACGGCUGGCACGACAGAUUUAUGAUGCUUGCACUCGAGUUGGCUUUUUCUACGUCAAGAACCACGGAAUCCCCGAGACCCUCGUCAAUGACGUCCAUAAUGUAGCUGCUCAAUUUUUCAGCCUGCCCGAAGAAGAGAAAAUGAAGUUUUACAUUGGGAAUUCCCAGAAAUUCCGCGGUUACAGCCCCGUCGGCGGCGAAAAAGCUACUGGUACCGAAGAGAACCCCAUUUCCGAAGAAGAGGCUGGCGUCAUGCUAUCCGAGGCUUUUGAUAUCGGAUACGAAGUUGCUAUGGACUCUACCAAGAAGCCCGGCGCGACUCUCCCGCCGGAUACCUAUGGUCUCUAUGGUGAAAACCAGUGGCCGGAUGAGCAGACACUGGCUGGUUUCACUCAGACGUAUCUGGGAUACUGCGUCUCGGCGUUGGACCUCUGUCGCAAGAUGAUGAAGAUUUUUGCCCUUGCACUGGGUCUACCGGAGGAGUAUUUUGAUUCCAGCAUGCAGACUCCUGGUGUGACUUCUCGUAUGAUGCAUUACCCGGCGCAACCGGUGGCGGGAGAAGUACAGGAGGGUCUUGGGGCACAUACUGGGCAUGUGCCGGGCUUGGAAAUCCUCAAUCACAACGGCGAGUGGGUUCUGGCUCCCCCGAUUGCAGGAACAUUGGUUGUCAACAUUGCCGAUUGUCUUUCCACCUGGACAAACAAAAAAUUCAAGUCAACAAUCCACCGGGUGAAUAACCUGUCCGGGGAGGAAAGAUACUCUAUUCCAUUUUUCUUUGGCGUUGACUACGACAGCACCAUUUCCGUGCUAGACAAGUAUACCUCGAGCGAGAAUCCACCUUGCCGGGCACCCUUCAAGGCGGGCGAUUGGGUUCGCGAAAAGUUGUCUAAAGCAUAUGUAGGAUACGAAGGCUGA